AUGGUGGUGGCUCUGCGCGAACAGGCGCCCAAAAAGUCGCGCCUCUCGCUGUUUCGUCUGGGCAAGGCGACCAAGUCCGCCGCGCCAUCGCGUCAAGACGCCUCUACGCCGCGCUCGUACCCGGACGCAUCCUCGAUCCCACGCAACUCCCAGGGCGACGGUGCGCGUUUGGCACGUCAGACUGCAAGCCAAGGUGCGGCACCCGUGAUUGCUGUGCACUACCAGUACCCAACGUCGACCAACCUACCAGGCGGGUACGACUGGCCUGCUACGAUCGAGAGUGAUGUGGACGAUCGCCGACGCACGCGAGCUGACUCGCUGCCGAUGCAGACCAUGUUUGCGGACCGAGAGGCGCGCGCGGGUAAGCACUCGCGCCAACGAUCGCACUUUAGCAUCCCGGAUGUCAUUGUGACGUCGUGCGAUGAUGACGAGCAGCACGUGGUCGAGGUGCAUGUGCCGCCCAACAAACGACGCAGCUAUGUUCUGCGCGACACCGAUGCUUCCCCGCGCAGCAAGCCCAGCAAGCCCAGUGACCCGCACCCGCGCCGACCAGAACCACUCAUCCGCUUCGACUCGGACGAGAUGCGUGGUAUGACGCGCACCUCCUCCGUGUCUAGCCUCACCUCGCCUGUCGCCGAAAGCAAUGCGUCGACACCUACGUCGUCAGCGAGCUCGAGUUUGUCCAAGGGGUCGGGAAAACGCAUGCGCAAGGCAUCCUUCCCGUCGCUCUUCAGUCGCAAGAGCCUCGAUUCGUCGCGCGUCGAAGAGCCGAUGCCCAUCAGCCCCGUCACACCCAGCUCCGCACCCGCUGCACCCGGUGCGUUUGAUCGACGUCAACCCGACGGUCUGCUUUUCUCGGCCCACUCGGGUGCCACUCCGGGUGCCACUCCGUUGCCCUCUCCACCUGCAACGCCUACAUCGCCCGUGCAAAAGCUGAGCAAGAAGGAGCUCAAGGCGCGGCAGAAGCACGAACUCGCGCUCAUUCGUGAAGUCGAGCGUGUCGACAGACUCGUCAAGCAACACGAUUCAAAGGCACGCAAGGCGCAGGAGAAACACGAGGCGAAGCAGCGCAAGCGACAGGAGAAACUCGCAACUGCAAAUGCAGAGUUCCACCCCGCACCCUCCGCACCUUCGGUAGCUGCGGGUAGGACGAUCUUCCAGGCAGCAACGCGAGUGACGCCUGGGUUGGGGCGGAGGAGCAGCACGCGAGGGUUUGCAGGUGAGAGACGUGGGUCGGAACCCACGAUCCCCUCGGCGAGCGUAGAGCCACGCGCUGCAGCGACACCGUUUAGCAUCGACUUGCCCUCGGCUGCGAGGAUGCCCUUCGCCGAGCCUAGGACUGCACCCAAGCCAGCAUUCGCACCUGCGUACAAGCCGAUCAAGGCGCCGCUGGGCACAAUGCCGACGGGACAGAGUGUUUCGCCCCCCAGGCCCCUGCGUCCUGCACCACCCCCGCCUCAAGAUGAGCCGCGACACCAACUGGCGAGCUGGGACGAUCUGUCAUUUGCUGCCCCGCUGCCGAGCUUGAUCCCGGCUUCCACCGAGAUCAACAGCGCAGCUGGAGAGGAGGCGGACAGUGUGGUGGAGCUCGACGAGGCGGCGCGGCGUGCGCGGCGCGCGAGCGUACAGCGCGUGCUGGCGCUCUCCGACGAGGGCGGCCGGCUGCACAAGCGCGGUUCGCUGCGCAAGCGCACCUCAAUCCAGACACUCAAGCGACGCUCCGAGGACGACUUUGUGAAGAUGGACAAGCGCAGUGGCCUCAUCCCGCGCGUGGGUGCCGACGAGGGCUGGAUCCUCCAAGACGCCGCUGCCGACGAUAGCACCGCGGUCCAGGUGGAUGCACGCGAGUGGAUCGAAGACGACCCUGACUCGCACAGUCUGCUUCAGCAGCAAGGCGAGGUCGACCGGGUCUUGGCGGACCUCCAUGCUGCCCAGGAGGAUCAUUUGCGCCGACGAGAAGCGACAACCCGAGUGGCAGAUUCGCCUCCAAGGCCCGCGAGGUCGACACGCAGACAGGAACCGCGCAGCGAGUCGAUCGACUCGUCCGACUCGUCGGGCACUGCCAUCACCACUGAAAGCGCGUCCAAAGACGUCGUCUGCUUCUCCAGACCCUUUUCACCACAACCAGCCCUCGAGACCGACAGCUCGCACGACAAGGCGUUUACACUCGAACUCGCCCUGUCGCCUCUCCAGCCCUUGGACAUCUUUACUACAGACGCGCAUGUUUAG
This is a messenger RNA of Moesziomyces aphidis, 2229 nucleotides long. The record is from the annotation of a GenBank genome assembly. NCBI's taxonomy places the organism in Eukaryota, Fungi, Basidiomycota, Ustilaginomycetes, Ustilaginales, Ustilaginaceae.